This is a messenger RNA of Pseudocercospora fijiensis CIRAD86, 2709 nucleotides long. RefSeq lists its product as uncharacterized. Gene Ontology annotation, cellular component: membrane. The record is from RefSeq and is a predicted model, not a curated record. Lineage: Eukaryota; Fungi; Ascomycota; Dothideomycetes; Mycosphaerellales; Mycosphaerellaceae. The transcript has 4 exons. The coding region runs from base 1 to 2709 and encodes 902 amino acids.
AUGUCAGUGAGCUCGAUGCUUAAGCAAAAUUACUGGGUGAUAGCCAUCAACCGGGAGCGCAUGCUUCCGAGCUUCGGUCUAAAAGUGGGACUUUACAACUUCGUUGCGGAUACGCUCAAUACACUCUUCUUCCUGUACGGCGCUGGUAUCAUCAUUGAAUGGCUGUCGGAGCAGCAACGCCAUCAUUGGAAGAAGAAGGAAGAGAAUAAAGGCCAGGUGUACAUGGGUGGACUAUGGAGUUUGCCCAGGCAUAUCAAUUAUUUUGGAUACACGGUAUGGCGUGCAGGCUAUGCAAUCGCUGCUGGUGGAUUCGUUUGGGGUGCCACGAUCGCAGCACUAUCUGCUUUUCGAUUCACGCAAAGCAGUAUACCAGAGCUGCAGCGAUACAUGGAGUAUAAGUAUGGCGAGAAAUACCGCGAAUACGAGAAGAGGACGCCAUAUAAGAGCCCGCGAGAAAUAGCCGAGCAGCUCAACGACCUGUCAAUUUUCAUUCGAGAAGGAUUCUGCAAAGGCAUGGCGAUGGUUGCUCUGCCAUGCUACAAGCAUAUGAAUCACCUGUGCAAGCGCCUUCAUGAUUAUGCGUAUAGCAUUGCGAUGACUGCAUCUCCACGAUUCAUACCUCUGCCGGACCAGAACACCACACUUGACUUCUUGACAGCCAUUCAAAAGAUGGAGCAAUUUGCUACAUUUUUUCAACAAGCCGCGCAAAGGCUGCAGCAGUCUGCCCUCGCGGACGCGGUGGAAUCGGCUCUAGUGAAGGACCUCAAGAUCGCCGUGCAGCAUUCUCACAUACUGCUUGGAUCGAUCCCAAAGUCUCCAGAACACGCCGAUGAACCACACAGAAUUUUUACCAAGCAAGUUGACUCUACGAUGUGGACAGAAAGCAAAGAAGUGUUGACAACUGUGCUGGCUGUGACGUCUCCCUCAAACAUGCCAAAACAGAAAAGGGAGCGCGAUGGUGACGUUUCGCCGUUGACCCUCGGGAGUCCUGUAUUCAGAGUCCGCUUUGCUAGUCGCUCGUCGUCAGCAGAAGCCUCGGACCAUCCACAGGCAUCAAGUCGGCAACAAUUCACGAAUGCACAACCCGAGUCGAAGUACCUGGAAGUUCCACCUGCAUCUAAUCACUCACCAGGCUCCUCGGGAGCAACAACGCUAGCUGGCUCUCACACUCCUACUGAUCUUCGUCCACAUCCUCACGUGCUGCAGCACGCGCCUCAUAUGCUUCAAGGUCCGAGACUUGAAAGCCAGUGCGGCAUCAUGGAUCCUGAAGUCUUCAGUCGGAAGUUUGACAAGCUCAUGGGUAAAAGCCUCGAUUCGCCACCAGAUAUACACAGAACAGUACAACUGGGACAUAGGACACCAGAUGCUCGGGAACUUGGAAUAUAUAUCAAUGCCAUACCGCUUGAACUUCCCGGCAUUGAUACGAUUGGCCUCACGCUACCGCUCUGUGCUAGAGAAGUUCGGGUGAUCGACUAUGAUGUCCUUCGAUAUGUCCAUCUAGCGCUGCUCAGUAUCCAUUCAUUCGGCAUCGGUGCUGGUGGACCUGGGAAUGCAAAAGAAGCACGAAAUGUUUCUAGAGCUUUGCGCAGAAGCCGAGCGAUUGUUCAACGGGAGGUUGGUAGUCGGGCAUUUGAGAUUGAGCACGCGAAGCUCCACCCUGACGAUCACUCUGCUCAUAAGCAGAGUCCUGGGGUCAUCGAAACUCAUCAGGACUGGUCGCAUGUGCCACGAGGCAGAGAGGAAGCAGCACCUGGGAGUGUGCCCUCCAGUCACGAACCCGAGAUCUCCAGUCCAGAGUCAGCAGAGGCAGAUCAUAAGGUUGGGGGAGAUGCGGAGAAUCACCCUUCCCCUCCGUUGCAAGUCUUCAAGGCAUCGAUCGAAACACCUAUUGAUCGACGGACGUUCUUGCACAGACGUACUACGUCCGACUCAUCGAGCGAGAUAGCGGCACCUGGUCCCGCUGUGCCUCCAAGCAGUCAUGCGAGCUCUGAGGUCGGCAUUGGAAUCAUCGAGUCGUCGGAGAAAGAUCAUGCACCAAACAUCCGCAAAGCCCACCACCUCAUCCUCGCCCGCCCGCAUGUCGGCGUCCAAAGAGGAUCUUCUACCGGACAAAUAACACCAAUUCAAAGUCCUGCCAGUCAAAAAGCAAGCAGUACGACUGACAGUGCGAAAGGACGACGCGCAGAAGCCAAGGAGCUAGAUCGCACUCGUACCUGGAGCGUAGACUCAGCCUCGACUUCUACUCGUGGAAAAGGCGACUGGACGACCCAAAAUCAUUCUGCAAAAACCGAAAGCUCUUGGAACCACGACGACUGGAUCAAGAAGGCAUUGACACCUCAGACCACACCUGCCUCUGAAAUCCACCACCUGAAAUCUCAAAUCCAAGCCCUUCAAUCCCAAAUCUCCAACCUCACAACCAAAACUUCCCACACUGCUCCGCCUCCGACUUCAAGUUCUUUUGACGGUCGCCGCGAGCACUCCAUGUCCACCAGCGACGACAAACCUGAAUGGAUUGAGCAACCCGAUCCUUUUCGUGGUCGUAGCUCGCCGCCUUAUGUGCAACAUUUGAAUCCUAGGGAUGGGAAGGUUUAUAUUCUGGAUACGGUGGCUGGAGUUCCUGAACCGCUUGAUAAGCGGGAGAGUUUAUUGAGGAGUUCGAGGGGGAGGGGGAGGAUCGAGGGCGAAGCUUCAGAGGAUUGGGAGGACUGA